AUGAACUCUGGAUCCCACGGGCUUGUGCUGGUAGAAAUUUUUGCUUCAAAUGACGAACCCACAUCUCAGUCAGAAGUCUUGACAAAAUGCUAUACGUUUAGAGUGAAUGGCUGCAGUGCUAUACUGGGAUAUAUUCUCCAUGAAAUCGUUGAAAAGAUCGAGUGGUCUGACUCAUGGUCGAUUGAUCACCACCAGCGUACUGUGACUCUAGCGGUGCCAGCUACAGCAACAGCCGAUAUGCGCUCUCGCGUGCUCGAGGACACUCUCCAAGCCACCAGAAAACUAGGCCUCAUAUCAAUGCUACAAAGCUGGCGAGAUGAAACAUUCCCGGUGUACGGUCCAGAAGGACAACUCCUGCUCGAAAUAGAGCGUUGUGCAACUGCUUUAUUCGGGAUUGUGACUUACGGUGUCCAACUCCUCUGCUAUGUGAGGGACGAACAAGGCCUUCGAUUAUGGAUUGGUAGGAGAUCAGAACGCAAGCAGACUUACCCAGGUAUGCUCGAUACCACGGCAGCCGGCGGUCUAGUUACUGGAAAGCUACCGAUUGAAGCUCUCAUAUGCGAAGCACAUGAAGAGGCGUCCUUACCAGAAGAAAUGGUGAGGGACAAAGUCAAACCAAUCAGUCACCUUACAUAUUUCCACGUCCGUGGGAGCAAAGCUGGAGGGGAGAUCGGUCUACUUCAACCCGAGGUAGAGUAUACAUACGAGCUCGAAUUAGAUCCAGGCAUGACCCCAAAGCCAAGGGACACCGAGGUGGAGAGUUUCAGCUUAUACACUAUCGACGAAGUGCUUUGUGCUUUGAAAGAGGGACAGUUCAAGCCAAAUAGUGCUAUUGUUAUUGUUGAAUUCCUUAUUCUGCAUGGGAUCAUCCGCGCUGAGAAUGAGUCGGGGUACGCUGAAAUCUUGUCGCAUUUACAUCGUGAGCUUCAAUUUCCUGUUCGCAUUUUGCCGUCUACGUGA
Messenger RNA from Aspergillus oryzae RIB40, 960 nucleotides. RefSeq lists its product as uncharacterized. The transcript has 2 exons. The record is from RefSeq and is a predicted model, not a curated record. NCBI's taxonomy places the organism in Eukaryota, Fungi, Ascomycota, Eurotiomycetes, Eurotiales, Aspergillaceae. Bases 1 to 960 code for a protein of 319 amino acids. Gene Ontology annotation, molecular function: 8-oxo-dGDP phosphatase activity.